UACAAUAAGCAUCCUCUCUCCUUGCUCUGUAGCUCCGUUUUCUUCCAAGUUCCAUCCCUUUGGCUUUAGGCAGAUUUCUUGGUCCUGGGCGCCCGGCUCUUCCACACCUGGGUGCCAGCGGGUGGGCAUCUGGGCUCGCCUCGUCCCUGCCUUGCUUCGCUCCGACCCUCUGCAAGGCCCGAAGCGCCGCUUCUCCCGCGCGGGUCCGAUCUUGGGAGACCGGCCAGGACCUGGGAAACCCAAGGACCGCUGCGACGAGCCCUUAGGGCAACACGCUUGCGGGUGAGGGGCGCUCAGCCGAGCUCCUUCACUUUCCUCCGGCUCCUCGGGAGCAAGAGCGUCAGGGGUGCGCGGCAGCCACACGGAGAGAGAUUCCCCGGCGCUCGGGCCCGCUCAGAUGCGAGGUUUGCACAAAGCCGCCCGCUCCGUAGCCGGAGCCCAGAGCCCUCGGCGGCUUCUCCUGUUUCUCUCCCCAAGCGCCCAGGCCGUCGUCCCUGCAGCCUGGCGCGGGUGCGGCGGCCGCGGCUUCUCGGCGAGGGUUAACAGCGGCCGCUUCCUCUCGGCGGCCCGGGAACGUGGAUAUCGCGCCCGCAGGAUGUUCGCCGGCUGGGCCGCGCAGUCAGGAAACAUGAGAAGACCUUGCUAUUCCUGUUCCCGGGCCGCGCGCGUCUGUCUGGGUAAAUAAAGCCGAGACGACGGCGGUGGCGGCGGGGAGCGCGCUGGAGCCCGUGCAGAGAACAUGCGGCGGGGAUGGGAGUGCGCCUAGCCUCGACGCGGGACAGCCAGCAGCCCUGCCGCGGGUCCCAGAACCCGAGCCCUGCGGAGUUCCUGGCGGCCGGGCCCAGAGGCGCAGCGGCCCCGGAGCGAGCCCCUGCCUGCCGGCACCAUGAACACCUUCGUCUUCAACAAGCUCAGCGGCGCGGUGCUGUUUGAGGAGCGCGGCGCUGCGGAGCGGGAGCGGGGCGGCAGGCCCUACGGCGGCGUCCUGGACAGCCCCCACCCCCGCCCCGAGGUGGGCAUUGCUGACGGCCCGACCCUCAAGGACAACCUCGGCCUGAGACACCGGCGGACCGGGGCCCGGCAGAAUGGCGGGAAGGUGAGGCACAAACGACAGGCCCUGCAAGACAUGGCGCGGCCGCUCAAGCAGUGGCUGUACAAGCACCGCGACAACCCGUAUCCUACCAAAACCGAGAAGAUCCUCCUGGCCCUCGGCUCGCAGAUGACGCUAGUGCAGGUGUCCAAUUGGUUUGCUAAUGCAAGACGUCGACUUAAGAAUACGGUUCGACAGCCUGACUUAAGUUGGGCUUUAAGAAUAAAGUUGUACAACAAGUAUGUUCAAGGAAACGCCGAGCGACUAAGUGUAAGCAGUGAUGAUUCAUGUUCUGAAGAUGGAGAAAAUCCUCCAAGAAACCACAUGAAUGAAGGGGGUUAUAAUAAUCCAGCUCACCAUCCAGUGAUUAAAAGUGAAAGCUCAGUCAUAAAAGCUGGGGUGAGGCCAGAGUCACGGGCCAAUGAGGACUACGUGUCACCCCCAAAGUAUAAGAGCAGCUUGUUGAACCGUUACCUUAACGACUCUUUGAGACAUGUCAUGGCCACAAAUGCUGCCAUAAUGGGAAACACAAGACAAAGGAACCAUUCUGGAUCUUUCAGUUCCAAUGAAUUUGAGGAAGAACUGGUGUCUCCCUCAUCAUCAGAAACGGAUGGCAACUUCGUCUACCGCACAGACACUCUGGAAAAUGGAUCCAAUAAGGGUGAGAGUGCAGCUAAUAGAAAGGGACCAAGCAAGGAUGACACUUACUGGAAGGAGAUUAAUGCAGCUAUGGCCUUAACAAAUCUUGCACAGGGAAAAAACAAACUACAGGGAACCACCAGCUGCAUCAUUCAGAAGUCAUCUCAUAUAGCAGAAGUAAAGACAGUCAAAGUGCCACUGGCUCAGCAGUUUUAAGAGUUUGUCAUUUUUCAGAUGGAUGACUGUUCUGUUCUUCACAUCGGUGUUUAUCAUAACUCCUCAUCUUAAGAGCUGAAGCUGGAAGGCAAAGGCUCCUUUCAAAACUCGCUGUAUUUUUAAUUAUCCUAAAUAUAUCACUUAGUUGCUUCUGUAAAAGAUAUAUAAAUUAUAAAAACUCGCUUUAAUCAAAACUAUUAACUUAUUUUAUGUUACUCGAACUAUGCAUAAAAUGUCUGCAUUGCCAUUACAGUUAAGUGCCUUGCUUCCCCAAAGUAACCUACAACGUGGGCAUAGUAAAUGGCUGUGCCUCAAAAUGACAAUGCCAUAAUGCUUACAAGUCUGUGUGUCUCAUUCCAGAUGGAACUAACCAUUCCAGAACAGAAACCAUAAUUGCUGAAAGCCCUUGAAAUGUAUUCAGUAAUUCACAUGUUAAAACUUGGCAAUCUGUUCAGCUUAAAACAGAAAUGUUCCUUUAAAGGAGAAAAAAAAAACCCUGUGCAAUAUUCUAAAUUGUUCAGUGUACUUUUCAGAGUAACAGUGAGAAUUUAUGCAUGUACCUCGCUUGCAUAUCAGCUAUAUUACAAGCUUCAAAAAUGAAAGAUUUGGUGUUAGGCUAAAUGUGUAUCUUUAAGAAUUUCAGUGAAUAUAUAAUAAUCAAAAAAAAAAAAACAAAACCUUGCUUAAAGCACCUCUGGAAAACACCACAAUGCCCUUUAGAAGUAAUUUGGAUUUUCUUUUCCUCAAGCUUUGCAGUUUCUUUCAUAACUUUAUUAUAUAAAUAACUCCAACUUUUCCCAUGUGGAGCUAUAGUUUGAUUUUAAAACAUAAUCCUGUUUGCAUUAGAGUUCAGUGGGUUUUUUCUUUCUUUCUUUCUUUUUUGUAAUGGAAACUUUCAUAUGGAAUGGCUGAAAAUCUUUUAUUUGGUUCAUUUUGAAUUACAAUUGCUGAUGGGCAAUUUAUACUGCCAUGAGAACAAGACAAUGAAAGAAAUGUAUCUUUGUGAAUAUACAUAUCCACAUGUAAAAUUUAUUUUAAAAUUUAAAACAUAUGGAAAGCAAACCGUUGAAGAGUCUCUGAAUUUUGCCAAGGACGACAUUAAAGAAAAAGUUAAGUGAAAUCAUGCUUUCAAAAAAGGAAAUUUUGUUUCCAAAUUUGACUAUCAUUGAAUGAGAAUAAUCAAUAAAAAAGAAAGAAGAAUAUCUUUUUCAAUCAAACAAUAAUAUUCUAAUCAGCUUGGGGAGACUUGAAACUUGAAUAAGCAGUGAGGAUGCCAAAUAUAACAGAGCCUGUGUGUGACAGAGACGUAUAGAAGAUUGGACUCUUCUGUGGUGGGAUGUUUUUUUCUGGGUAUAUAAUCUAUUUUGUAAUUUUUUUUAAAACUGGAAAACAUUUUUGGUGAGUGUGAAUGAGAGCCAAUAGUGCAGCCAUGUGGUAACAUUUUCUUUAUUUUGCAAAAUACUCUUAAAGCCAAAGGCUGCUUUAGCUGACAAAUGAACUAUAUCAUUCUUGAUAUAAAUUGUAGGAUACUUUUCCCUGUAACAUAGCAUUGGGGGAUUGGGUAUUUUUAGUGUAAUGAAGAUAAUUUGAUAUGAAAAUAUUUUGUAUAUAUAUAUAUUUACUUUGUUUUCUAAAUUGCUGUUUGCAAUGAGUGCAAAGCAAGAUUGUAAGUUAUGACUGUAUGAUCAGAUGAAGUAUGAGUUCACUUGGUUUACAUCCUUAUGUAGUUACAGUUACGUGAUAAAAACUUGGAAGUUUUUUGCGAAAACAACUUUGCCAAAAAAUUGUGAUCAUGUCCAUGAAAAUGAAGGAUAAAUACUUCACUCUUUUUCAUACUAUUUUAAGUUAUUCUAGUAUUAAAUAUUUUAAUAAAAUGUUUGUUCUAUACAUUUCAGUUAGGUAAAUAGAUGCCGGUUGUAUUUUGUUUGAAUAAGUCAUGAUUCAUUUUUCUUUUAUAAAAAAUCUUUUUAAAAAAAUCAGCAAUCUUUUUUUUUAGUAUAAAACACGAAUGGCAAUCCACUAUAGGGUGGCUAUUCACAUGACUAUUUUUAAAUACCAAAGUUUAGGAGUCUGGCCUGUAAAUACAUCAAGAAGAUUUAAUAAUUAGCACAUCCUUGGUAAUAUGUCCAAUUGCAAUUGUUUUUAACUUAUUUUUUUCUUCUGCUACUUUAACCCAUUCUGGAAGUUAAAAAUCCCCCAAAUCCUUUGGAAUCUUAAACAAUGCUGAGCCAGCAAUUGAGAAUCUUACUCAUUAUUUAUGUUGUAGAGUAGUAUAAUCACAUUUAUUCUUCAUUCUGCCAUAUGUAAUCAUUUUAAUAAAAUUAAUAACUGCCAGGA
Sorex araneus (European shrew) is the source of this 4282-nucleotide messenger RNA. It is a transcript of the gene MKX, whose product is annotated as mohawk homeobox. Gene Ontology annotation, molecular function: DNA-binding transcription factor activity, RNA polymerase II-specific; RNA polymerase II cis-regulatory region sequence-specific DNA binding. Lineage: Eukaryota; Metazoa; Chordata; Mammalia; Eulipotyphla; Soricidae. Gene Ontology annotation, cellular component: nucleus. The record is from RefSeq and is a predicted model, not a curated record. Bases 887 to 1945 code for a protein of 352 amino acids. The transcript is spliced from 7 exons. Gene Ontology annotation, biological process: muscle organ development; regulation of transcription by RNA polymerase II; cell development.